AUGUGGAUUCUCUUCUUUUUGAGUGCCUUGCUGGGGGCGUUGGGGUCAGAGGAAACACCCUCUGGAACAGCUCAGCAGCUUCAGGCCCUUCACUGCCCGCCCUGUGAGAGGAUACACUGCUCCUCCCGACGGGCGCUGAAGCUCCAGUGUAAAGGUGGUGUCACAACGGGAGUCUGCGGCUGCUGCCCCGUUUGUGCCAAAACAGAUGGGGAGACCUGUGGAGGAACAUGGGACUAUGUGGGCAAGUGUGAUGAGGGACUGGUGUGUGUUUACCAGGACGCGGCAGCUGACAAACCAGACAAAGAGCGCAAAGGGAUCUGCAAAGCAGUGAUUGAGCCACUGGAUCCAGAGACCUGUCAUCCAGAAUGCACCAAGGAAUACUGUCAGGCCAACCCCUCUGAGAUCUGCUCUGCCAGGUUUGUGUCUCUGGAGAAAAAGGUGUGCCAGGGCUCCUGCCAACACACCUCCUGUUCAAGCUGUCUGCUGCUGACACCCCCAUCAUGUCCUCAGAGCUGCGCCCCGUCUGACUCUUCCUGUGUGCACCAUUUUGGGAAAUGUGUGCACAGCCACCUGACAGCGACACAUGAUCCUGUUUGCCACAACAAUCUGCAGAGUAAUCCCGAGGGGCAUUUUGUGUGUUUGGUCCCAGCCUGUCAAAACACACCGAAGUGAAUCCUUGUGCAAGGAGCAGAAAUCCAGAGGAAAUCUUCACUAGCUCAUGUAGCAAUAUGGAACAAGGCAGCUAUAUCUAAACUUUAUGUAUCACAUUUUAUAUGCCACGUAAACCUGAAUAUAACCCUGUGAAAUGAAAUGUAUUUUAAAUCAUGAGAAAUAA
Molecule: messenger RNA, 835 nt
Organism: Toxotes jaculatrix (banded archerfish)
Lineage: Eukaryota; Metazoa; Chordata; Actinopteri; Toxotidae
Product: IGFBP domain-containing protein
Exons: 4
Coding region: 1-672 (223 amino acids)
Biological process (GO): regulation of cell growth; regulation of signal transduction
Cellular component (GO): extracellular region
Molecular function (GO): insulin-like growth factor binding
Source: RefSeq, a predicted model, not a curated record